AUGGGCAGCAUUGGACUCCCGGACAAGGAUUCUCCGGACAUUCACUUGGCCGUUGCAACCAAAGAAGAGCUUCUCGCCCAACAAAAUGCCAACAGUGAGGAAUGGCGCGGUGUUCUCCCGGCAGAGGCAUACGUCCGACGCGAGACCUACCUCUACAGCCAGGAGCUCACGAAAGAUGAUGGUAUGACACCUUGGGUGCUUGUAUACCAGCCAGAUCGUAAUGGGCCAAGGCAAAUUUUGUGUGGAUGUGAAUCGAUCAGGAAGAGGGCACUUAUUGCAAGAGAUGGAGAGAUUGAGGAUGUGACUAGUCACGGCGUCUGCUCCGUCUUCUGUUCACCAGACAAGAGAGGAAGGGGGUACGCCGGCAGAAUGAUGAAGGACAUGGCUCAAACAAUGGAGCAUUGGCAAGCAGAAAACGGCAAGUCAAGCCCUUUCAGUAUUCUCUUCUCAGACAUCGGCAAAGACUUCUACGCCUUACGAGGAUGGCAGGCUUUCCCUUCUGCGCAUGUCAGUGUUCCUGCGCUUCCAACAACGACUCCGGCGAGCGUGCGGCUCUUGAAAAGCGAAGACAUCGCUGAGCUGUGUGCCCUCGAUGAGAAGCUCAUACGCCAGCGUCUAUCCAAACUUAAUUCUUCAAAUCGCAUUGCCGUGGCUAUAGUGCCGGACCAUGCAACAAUUGCAUGGCAUCAUGCCCGGGAUGACUUCGUCGCGAACGAGCUCUAUGGGAAAACUCCAACUGUAAAAGGAGUCAUGAUUGGCGACAAGCCUGGCUCCCGUAUCUGGAUGUACUUCACGCGCGUGUGGACAUAUCUCCAAGAAGAUAGUCCCAACACCCUUCAUGUAUUGCGAUUGGUCAUCGAAGACGAAUCGCUGUCAGACUUCUCACCCGCCUCACCUGCAGCCGCUGAUAAGCUAGAGGACACUGAGGUGGUACAUGCGAUAGCUGCAUGUCUCCAGGUCGCACAAUCUGAGGCCGCCCUCUGGGAUAUGAAGGAAGUCACAAUCUGGAACCCAACAUCUGCAACGUUAGCUGCAGCUCGGUCACUUGAUCCGAAAGCCGCAGUGGUGGAGCGCGAGCACGAGAGCAUCGCCAGCCUUAACUGGUACGGCGACGGCUCUUUGAAGGAUAUUGAUUGGGUCUGCAAUGAGAAAUACGGAUGGUGCUAG
Zasmidium cellare ATCC 36951 is the source of this 1167-nucleotide messenger RNA. RefSeq lists its product as uncharacterized. The transcript has a single exon. The coding region runs from base 1 to 1167 and encodes 388 amino acids. The record is from RefSeq and is a predicted model, not a curated record. NCBI's taxonomy places the organism in Eukaryota, Fungi, Ascomycota, Dothideomycetes, Mycosphaerellales, Mycosphaerellaceae.